AUGCAAUAGAGGCAGUGAAGAAAGUCAUCGCUAUCAUCACUUGGUAGGCUUGACGUUGAGCUCUAACUCGUAUCUGGUCAGAUUCAGAGUGUGUUUUCUGCCACCAACACUCUAGCCAUCUCAGUGAUUGUUUCAGCUCCGGGGAAAACCACUGUCCAGGCUCCAUGUAUCGGAGAGGUCGCUUCGGAACCAGGCCAUCGAUAGCCCUGGUUAACUCCACAUUCCAGGGGCCACAAGGAAAUCAGCUGAAAGGCCAUCAACAUAGGAUAAAACAUCCCCUUCUCCUUUCUGGAAACCAUUUGGAUCUAUUAAGUGGUGGGGGUGGGCCAUCCGAAUCAGUCCCACCUCCCUGCAGAGGGAAAGGUCGUGGAGAAGUCCAGUUGCACCAGGAAGUGAUCUGACCAUGACACUUAUUUUGUUUUAGUUUCACUUCGUGUCAGAUCACCCACAUCCAUAGAGGUGAACAUGCCAGGUCAAGUCCUCCAUCCAAGUCGUGGAUGGCAGUGGUCUCAUGAACCAUUGACCUGGCAUUGCGUAGCAGACCCUUAAGGUCACGUGGGUCUCCCUUGCUGAUUCCAGCAUCCAUCCAGUCAAGACCUGACCCGGAGGCAGGGAUAGUCCUCAAACAAUGACGUGGUCUGGUCUUGGUGUAACACUUCCUCCUACCCGUGACCACUGUGAUCAGGUGUCCCAGUGCAUCCCCACCCCCACCCCGGGGAACUUGCCCCUGCCAUUCUGUUGGAUGGGGCCCACUCCCAGACAGCCCUGACCCUCUCACCUAAGGAACAAAACUAUACAAACUAUAUAAUACUAUAUCAACUAUACAAAAAAAUAAAAAUAUUAACUAAGAAUAAUAAAAACAAUUCCGUAACAAUGCAUUUGCUUUGUAGGAAUUGCUAGAGCUUCUCAUUAAGACAGAACUUGGCAGAAGACCAAAGGGUUCCUUCCGAUCUCAGAGGCUCCCUCAGGGCACAGAUGGAUGAGCAAGACUCAGCUGGCCCUGGAGCAGGAAGAGGCCAUGCCAACCAAACUGGGAGCAAUGAGGGAUUCUGGGAAAACUCUGUGCAGAAGAUCCUGGAUGAGGAGGACACCCUCCGCUCAGAGGUGCAGAUCCAGCAGUUCAGGAGGUUCUGCUGCCAGGAGGCCGAAGGACCCCGAGAGGUUUGCAGCCGACUCUACCACUUUUGCCACCAGUGGCUGAAGCCAGAAAGGCACACGAAAGCUGAGAUGCUGGACCUGGUGAUCUUGGAGCAGUUCCUGGCUGUCCUUCCACUGGAGAUGGAGAGCUGGGUGAGGGACUGUGGAGCGGAGACCAGUUCCCAGGCGGUGGCCCUGGCCGAAGGUUUCCUCCUGAGUCAGGCAGAGGAGAGAAAGCAGGAACAGAGAAAGCAGGUGAGAGAGACUUUCCUCUGGAUACUCCCAAGGGGCUGGAAAACAUCCCAUAAUGCUCUACUGAUGGCUCAUCCUUUUUCUGGGAAGACAUCCAUGGAAUGAGAUCUCACACCCUUCAAGUCUUUGUGAUUUUCUUUCUUGUAUUUCUCCCCAUUCUCUGUUUUCAAUCCUUGUUUCUUUUUUAGGAAAAGGAUCAUUUUGCAGAAAUGGACCUGGAUUCCUGUGAGGCAGAGAGGCCUCCGUUGGACACCAGAGAGAGGCCACUGGGUAAGGAGGAAGGUGGUUUUUCUCCGUUUGAUCUCAUUCUGUUGGUUUCCCAACUAAUCUGUGGGUUGUUUUCAUCUUGGUUUUUUUUUUUGGGGGGGGGAGCAGUUGGGACCAAGGGUCCAAAGGAAGUGUCAGGGAAAUGGAGACAGAAAGGGAGAAGGGCCUGGGAAGAGACCUCCUUUGAUCAGCAGCUGUUUGUCUUCAGAAGAGGGAGAAGACGAAGAGGGGUCAGAGGGGGGUGAAUCUGAGAGGGAGGAUGAACUUCUGAGGGCAAGCACCUCUCGUCAUAGAGGAAGGAGGGGGGUUGGGCUUCGACGUUGGCUAUGCUGGCCCCCAAAACGGAAGGAAGUUAGUCGGGACAACUACCCACCAUGAUCGAGUCGCACUUUUGAACUGCUGUAAAUAAUGUCAAGAAGAAAUAAACCCUUUGUAAAUAUGGCUGGGUUCCCGGGCUCUUAUCUCCGCUGAGUGCUCACAACUCAUUUCUGACAGGAAGGGAGAAGUAGUUUUGCACAACUAACAUGAAAUGGGCACAAACGUCCAAAUGCACUCAGCAGGUAAGGCUUUCUGAAAGGCCCAUCUGUCGUUAGAGAUGCCCUGUUUCACCUGUGAGAGAAGCAGGCACUCCUGACAUCCUGCUUACCUUUUUUCUUUUGCAGGUGACAGAAUGAUGCCGGCAAGACCUCCUUAUCCAUCUAUUCAUGGGGGCAGAAGGGAAGCAGCGGCUGUGGAACCAGAUCAGGUCAGGGGAAGCUGCCUUGUGGGGACAGAGGCUGAGGGAUGGAGCAAUGUCAUGGACUGGUUGGGCACAGAGGAAUGGUGGGAGGAAGCAGCCGGGGAAGCAGGAAGGGAAGAUUGCUCAGAGCCCAAGGAGUGAAGGUGGAGGAAGGAGGGGCGGUCAGAGGGAGAAGAGGAGAAGUCUGGGAAGAGGAGGUGUCAGAAGCUGAUGGGGUAACGUGGCUUAGUGAGCUGGGAGACUCUGUGGCAGAAUGCAGUGCAGAAUCAGAGGCAGAAGAGGAGGAAGCAAGAGGGAGAGGAAAGUCGAGAGGCAGAGGUGAGUCAGGAGAAGGAGGAGCCACCGGGGGCUCCCUCUCCUUCUGCCAGAAGCCACCCUCCCUGCUUGUCUCUCAGAGCCAGGAGACGUCUGACAAUGGAGGAGCAAAGGCAG
Molecule: messenger RNA, 2827 nt
Organism: Podarcis lilfordi (Lilford's wall lizard)
Lineage: Eukaryota; Metazoa; Chordata; Lepidosauria; Squamata; Lacertidae
Source: the annotation of a GenBank genome assembly